Messenger RNA from Durotheca rogersii, 985 nucleotides. RefSeq lists its product as uncharacterized. Lineage: Eukaryota; Fungi; Ascomycota; Sordariomycetes; Xylariales; Xylariaceae. Bases 170 to 763 code for a protein of 197 amino acids. The transcript has a single exon. The record is from RefSeq and is a predicted model, not a curated record.
ACGGAGAGGUCAGAAAGAAAGGGGUAAUUUAUUCUCGCUUGUUAGCUCGUAAGCAUUCGCUUGGGUAUUAGUAAAUUUAGUCAGCUAUCCAUCUCUCUCCUCUCUCUCUCUCUCUCUCUCUCUCCCUUUUCACGUGUAAAUAUGUCGUAGGUAUGCACGUAGCGUAUGUAUGCAUGCCCGCGUUGUAUAUGUCGGCGUGUUUACAGGACCCGACGAUCGCAACCAGCCAUCUCAUCGCAUCACCGCUCCGUCGCGCAUGACCUUCGCGGUCGUCCGAGCCGGCCUUUUUUUUUUUUCUUUCUUUUUUUCUGGGGAAUGUCUUUCUUUUUUUUUUCUCAUUCUCGUGCCUGGCAUCGCCCGCUAUGUUAGGCAGGUCGGAUCUGCAGGCGAAGGUGACGGGAGUGCAGCGCGACAAGCAUUCGGGAGGCUAUAUCACACGUCGAAUAUCGGCCGAGACGACUAUCUUUGCCUAUCUUGGUCCACCCAUCCCCGGCCUGGUCGUCCCUCUUCUUCCCGCGUUCCUCUCCGCUUCCUGAUCUCUCUCUCUCUCGCUCUCUCUCGCCCUUCCCGCUUUCUGCCUGACAUGCCCAUGCAUACGCGUUAUGUAGGUACGUCGGUAUGCACACAUGUGCAAAAUCCUUCCGAGCCUGCUGUUCCUGGCCCAGUUGCGACCCGGUCCCGUCGACGUCUGUUCGCGUGUCACCCACCUGAUCGACGACCCUUUCCGCGCUCUGCCCCGUACCGGUCUGCUGGUUUGAGUUGAGAUUCGUGUGCGCGUGCGUGUCCUGCUGGCGACGGAGAGCCAAGGGACCGGGAGCGCAGGUCGGGCUAGAUCAAUCUUUUCUUCUUCUUUUUUCUCCGGCUGUGUCCUCGCCCAGCCCCCCUGACACGGGCAUGAUAUGUAUGUAUAUGUAUGCGUAUGUACGUAUUUCCGUCGAAAACCUGAAAGGAGAUAGCGAUGAUCGGCCCUAUCCCCUCCAUCUCC